AUGGUGAGCGGGAUCCUCACUGAUGGAGCUUCUUCACAGGAGAUGGUGCCCUUGUUAAAAUGCACAUGUUUAAUUGAUCAGCUCAUAGCUGGCUCUGCGCCUAUUAAGGUGAUGAGCUCACUGCCACUCACCCGGGUUGCAGAUAUGUUUGUUUCUAAUCAUGCUUUUCUUUCAUCAUUCUCCUUGUGUGUGUGUCCCGCUAACACUUUUCUGUCCAUACCUGUGGAUACAAAGGCUGUGCUCCAUUGUCCUCCUGACAACUCCACAGCUUUGGUGGUAACAUGGACAAUAAGCCCCAGAGACCAGCCUCCCUGCACUAGAGCCCACAGGAGAGACAACAAUGAGACCAGUGAAAGAAACUGUACUGAUGCGAGAAUAUCCUGGCAGUCCAGACCUGAUCAGAAUCCUGCCCUUCAGAUUGAUCCCGUGGCCAUCACUCAUGAUGGAUAUUACAGGUGUGAAGUGGCUGCACCUGAUGGGCAUUUCGGUCAUACAUAUUGCCUCCGUGUGUUAGUGCCCCCCAAGGUGACUCUGUUUCGAGGCAGCAAUGGAACUAUCGUGUGCAGGGCAGCUGCAGGGAAGCCAUCUGCACAGAUCUUCUGGACCCCGGGGGGAGACUGUCACACUGAGGAAGAACCGCUGGGCAAUGGUACAGUGACCGUCCAGAGUACAUGCCACUGGGAGGACCUCCAGGUGUCUACUGUGUCCUGCUCUGUCUCCCAUGUGACUGGCAAGAAGAGUCUGUUCUUAGAGCUGAAAACAGGUGACCAAUUAUCACUAAACUUAACUAUUUUAUAUAUCACCUCCUCUAUUUCGGUUGCCUUGGUCAUUGUGGGAUCCAUUUGGCUUUGGAGAAUCGGUUGCUGCAGAAAAUGCUAAUUAAAAAACAAGCUACUUCAGAUGUUGAGGAGGGUGAAAUGCAGUCUUAUGUCAGCUAUACAGAGAAGAAUAAUCCACUCCAUGAUGCUGUGAGCAAGUGAAGAGGUCUCAGGUGUUACAAAGUGAAGUUGAAAGGCUGUAUCUCUACAGUUCUUCAUAAGUUACUGGAAUCUAACAGCAGGACAAAUGAAUAAAGAUACAGCACAACUACUACUUUGAUUUUCUUAGAGUUCUAGGAUGGAAAAGCUAUUUUGAAAUUAGCUUUUCAAAGAUUCUGAGAAGACAGACACAUUUUAAAGGGUUUUAAUUCAUAUUCUUAUACAACUGAAAAAUUUUAGAAUGUUAGCUGCUUUUAGCUAGAUAUUGAAGAAUUGAUAUUCAUACAAAGAAAGCAAAUGCUCAUGAUAAAAUACUCAAAUUUUUCAGUAUAGUAGAUAAUGAAAACUGAGUUCACGAAAGAACUCUGCAGAAGGAACAAUCAACAGCUUUUAUAUAAUCUUCCAGAAAAUUUUAGGGUACAUAUGUCUAUACACCCCAGGUAUGUAUGUACAUUUGUGAGUCUAUUUACAUAUAUAGCCAUAUGCUUGUCAAGACACGAAUGGAAACAAACCAUGAUACUGUUCUGUACUUACUAAUAAUAUGAUAAGUCUUAGAGAUCUAUAUCAACACAAGCAAAGCAGUUUUAUUCAUUUUAAUGGUUACAAAGAUUCCAUUGUAUGGUUACAUAAUAAUUAGUUAACCAUAGACCUAUUGAUAGACAUUUAGAUUAUUUGUUUUGCUAUUAUAAACAGUAACACAUAGAAUGUUUCUUGUGGGUAGAUCUCUUUGUAUUUAUUUGAUAAUAAUAAUAAUUGUAUAUAUUAAUAAAAAUAUUCCUGAGUGGAAUUACCUGGUCAAAGGGUUGCAUUUUUAUUUUGACUGAUAUUUCAAAUUGUAUCAGUUUUCAUUCACAUCAACUGUGUUUGAAUGUGCCUUUCCAUAUACUGUUAUUUUAUUUUCUGUAAUUUGACACUUCUUCUUUUAAUCAACAAAGUAACUAAUGUGAUGUAACAUUAUAAUAAGAAUUGUACCAAUAAAACCAGAUUUAUGAUUUUCUGUCAUGUUUAUGAGAAAGAGCAGGACUAAGACAGAGGGAACACAUGAGGAGUUAGCUUUUUGAACUCGUUAUAUUGCUAUAGAGGUAUUGAUAGCUACAGCCUAACAGUUUUGCAGAUGUGAUAAAUUGAAAUUGUGUGUUUUAAUGAUGUACAUUUUACUGUGAGGUAUUUAACAAAUAACAGAUGCUCGUUGACUAUAUAAGCAGAUGAAUGAAUAUGCAUUGUAAAGAAAUUGGGUAUCCAUAAAAUAAGUUCUCUGUGUUAAGAUAAUUGUGAAGGGAUGACAUGAUUUUCUGUCAAUUUUUCUGUGGAAUACAGUCUUAAGAAUGUGUAUAUUAAUUGUUUUUAAUCUUAUGAAAAAUAUAUCUUAUUUAUGGAAGUUUAUGAAAAGAACCAGUCUGCUUCUCCACUGCAGGAAAAACAUUAAUUUUUUUUUAUCAUGGUAGAAAUUAAAACAAAAUCCAUUCAUUCUUCCAUUUUGCCAUGUGAAACAUUUAAGACAGAUGUUUUGUCACUGUUUUCCUCCCUCCAGACAUUUUGGUUACAGUAGGCUUU
This is a messenger RNA of Lutra lutra (Eurasian river otter), 2531 nucleotides long. Its product is annotated as cell surface glycoprotein CD200 receptor 1-like. Lineage: Eukaryota; Metazoa; Chordata; Mammalia; Carnivora; Mustelidae. The transcript is spliced from 7 exons. The coding region runs from base 1 to 879 and encodes 292 amino acids. Gene Ontology annotation, molecular function: signaling receptor activity. The record is from RefSeq and is a predicted model, not a curated record. Gene Ontology annotation, biological process: regulation of neuroinflammatory response. Gene Ontology annotation, cellular component: external side of plasma membrane.